AUGGCUCCGUCAUACGAGCACCUCCGCGAGGCGGACCUGGACGAGGAUGAAUUCGACGAGGAUGAGGUUGACGUUUCUGAUCUCCGCGAGAAGUUCGAGGUGCAGUUGGAGCAAGGCUUCGACACAUUUGUGGUUAUCGAUGGCCUCCCAGAGGUCACAGAGGAGCAGAAGCCCAAGCUUGUCAAGUUCCUGUUGAAGAAGUUGACCUCGGUCGGCAAGACAAAAGAGGACAUGAUUGAUAUGCCCAUGGGCCCUGAUGGCAAGUCUCUUCGAUUUGCUUUCGUCGAGUACUCUUCGCCCGGCGAGGCUGCUGCCGCGGUCAGGCAGUUGGACCGCGUUCCUCUCGACAAGAAACACACACUCCGCGUCAACAAGCUUAUGGAUAUCGACCGUUUCGGACGCGAGGGUAGGAUAGAUGACGAGUACCAGCCCCCCCACAUUGACGAGUUCCGCCCGAAGGAUCACCUCCGCUCAUUCAUGGCCGACCCCUCGGGCCGUGGCCGCGACCAAUUUGUCAUGUUCCGUGGCGACCACGUUGGUGUUUUCUGGAACAAUGAGAAGGAUGCCCCAGAGAACAUUGUGGACAGGCCUAACUGGACCGAGAGCUUUGUCCAGUGGUCUCCUCUUGGCACAUACUUGUUGUCGAUGCACAUGCAAGGUGUGCAGCUCUGGGGAGGGCCAAAAUGGGACAGGUUAGGCCGGUUCCCUCAUCCGUUUGUCAAUAUGGCUGCCUUCUCUCCCCAAGAAAACUACCUCGUCACCUGGUCAAACCGUCCGAUAUCCAUCCCGGAUGAAGGCCACCCUGCUCUCUCAAUGGACGAUGACGGCAAAAACUAUGUUAUUUGGGAUAUCGCAACAGGCAAGCCACUCAGGUCUUUUGCCAAUCUCGACCUCCCGCCUGACGACCCCAACAAGCCGCCACGCAAGCACCCCUGGCCUGCUUUCAAGUGGGCAUCCGACGACAAGUACGUCGCAAGGUUGACCCAGGGUCAGUCCAUUUCCGUGUAUGAGCUGCCGCGUAUGAACCUGCUCGACAAGACUACGAUCAAGGUUGAGGGUGUCCAAGACUUUGAAUGGGCACCGUCACGCCCGCAGAGAGAUGGAGUCAAAACCUAUGAGCAAAUGUUCUGCUACUGGACACCCGAAAUUGGCAGCAACCCCGCCAAGGUCGGUCUCAUGUCCAUUCCCUCGAAGGAGGUAGUCCGUUCGCUCAACCUUUUCAGUGUGUCCGAUGUGAAGCUGCAUUGGCAAUCCGAGGGUGCUUAUCUCUGCGUCAAGGUUGACAGGCACUCGAAGUCUAAGAAGUCUCAGGCAACAACGCUGGAGAUCUUCCGUGUCAAGGAGAAGGGAGUCCCGGUUGAAGUUGUCGACACCAUCAAGGAUACCGUUAUCAACUUUGCUUGGGAGCCCAAGGGUGACCGCUUCCUCGUCAUCACAACAAUCACGCCCACUGGCGAAGUUGCAGUUCAACCUAAAACCGCCAUAUCCUUCUUCUGCCCUGAGAAGUCCAAGGGGCCCACAGUCGGCAACUUCAAGCACCUGCGAACUCUGGACAAGAGGAACAGCAACGCUAUUUACUGGUCGCCUAAGGGUCGAUUUGUAGUGGUCGCCACUGUUCACAACCAAAACAGCUCCGAUUUGGACUUCUUCGACUUGGACUUCGAAGGCGAGAAGCCCGAGGGAGAGAAAGACUUGACCGCAAACCUGCAGCUGAUGAACACAGCCGACCACUAUGGCAUAACAGACGUCGAAUGGGAUCCUUCUGGACGUUUCGUGGCUACCUGGGCUUCUGCAUGGAAGCACACUAUGGAGAACGGAUACCACAUGUACGACUUCAAGGGCGAGCAGCUCCGCGAAGAGGCUAUUGAAAAGUUUAAGCAACUUCAGUGGAGGCCGCGACCCCCUACACUGCUCGCCAAGGAAGAGCAGAAGCAGAUUCGCAAGAACCUUCGUGAGUACUCGCGCGUCUUCGAGCAAGAGGAUGCCGAGCGUAUUGCUGGCGCAGACCAAGAGGUGGUCGACCGCAGACGUCGUAUUCUCGAAGACUGGUACGAGUGGCGCGAGUCUGUUGAUGUCGAGGUUGAUGAGGAGAGCGCCGCAAUGGGAGUCUCAUCCAACCCUGCAGAGGAGCUACUCAAGGCCAAGACGGCUGAGAUCCUUGCAAGCGGCCAAGAGGAGGAGCAAGUCAUCGAAGAGAUUGUUGAGGAGGUGCUUGAGGAGAGCGAGGAGAUUGUGAGCUGA
This is a messenger RNA of Pyricularia pennisetigena, 2241 nucleotides long. RefSeq lists its product as uncharacterized. Gene Ontology annotation, cellular component: eukaryotic translation initiation factor 3 complex. Gene Ontology annotation, molecular function: RNA binding; translation initiation factor activity; translation initiation factor binding. The record is from RefSeq and is a predicted model, not a curated record. The transcript has 3 exons. The coding region runs from base 1 to 2241 and encodes 746 amino acids. NCBI's taxonomy places the organism in Eukaryota, Fungi, Ascomycota, Sordariomycetes, Magnaporthales, Pyriculariaceae. Gene Ontology annotation, biological process: translational initiation.